This is a messenger RNA of Botrytis deweyae, 7113 nucleotides long. RefSeq lists its product as uncharacterized. NCBI's taxonomy places the organism in Eukaryota, Fungi, Ascomycota, Leotiomycetes, Helotiales, Sclerotiniaceae. The transcript has a single exon. The record is from RefSeq and is a predicted model, not a curated record. The coding region runs from base 1 to 7113 and encodes 2370 amino acids. Gene Ontology annotation, cellular component: cytoplasm.
AUGUACGGUGGAAAUAGAGGCAAGAAGACCCAUAUAGCAAGUGGUCAUUCGGAGCAUGGUGCGGCUAAGGCUGGGGAUGGCGGCAGCAGUUCCCAUGGCCGACCAUCUUUUCCUGGCUCAUUUCCUAGUCUUGGGAAGGGCGGAGGAGCUAUCAAGUCAAUUGGAGCCAACAUCGAUGUGAACGGCGCGAAUGGGACUUUAUCAUUUUCGGUACCCAUCCCCAUCUCGAGCUCUCGAUCCGGUUUUGGGCCUGCUCUGAAUCUUACUUACGAUUCAGGGCAUGGCAACGGUGCUUUUGGCUUCGGAUGGGGUCUCUCACUCUCUUCCGUCGUCGGACAAACAUCUCGUAAUAUCCCCAUUUAUGAUGACGAGAAGGAUAUUUUUGUGCUCUCCGGCGAAGAUGACCUCGUUCCUCGACUCGAUAAUGACAAAUGGCAGGAGAAGACGAUUGGGGAAUUUCGUGUUCGUGAAUAUCAACCACGGGUCGUCUCGCAAUCUAUGCGUAUCGAGCGCUGGAGCAAGAUGGCCAGCCCUUGGGACAUUCACUGGAGGACGAUCAAUAGCGAAAACGUCACUUCAAUCUUCGGACGCGAUGAAGACUCUCGGAUCUCGAACGGAGCCACGGAUAGACCAUGUAUAUUUGCCUGGCUCAUUGUUGAGACUUACGAUACUUUGGGUAAUGCUAUACACUUCUCGUACAAACGAGAAGACGAAUCUGGCCUCUUCGAGGAUGGAAUGCCUCUUUGCGAAAUGAAUCGCUCUAGCGAUUCCCGUCAGCGGCAAAAAUACAUCAAGUCGAUCAAGUACGGCAACACCACCCCCUGCCGCCAGAUACAAGAUUGGGAAGCUUCCGUACAACCAUCGCAAUGGAUGUUCGAGGUGGUAUUUGACUAUGGUGAGCACGCGCAAGACGUUCCCCUCACCACGGCCGUUCAAAACUGGACGACCCGUAAAGACCCCUUCACAAGCUGCUCCACUGGGUUUGAGAUCAGAAACUAUCGGCUUUGUCGUAGGAUCUUGAUGUUCCAUCACUUCCCAGAUGAGAUAGGUGUGAAGGAUGCUCUGACCUCGUCGCUCAUGUUGCAAUACAACGAGAAUCCGCAUGGUAGUUUAUUGUUGUCCUGUACUACUCUCGGUCAUUCAGUGCUGAACGAGGCGAGUGGUCUUAGUUACAUCACAAAAUCUAUGCCUCCUCUUGCCUUCAAGUACAGCAUAUUACCUUCGCCAGAGACACUGCAGCUGAAAAAGGCUGAAACAUCAAACAUACCAUAUCUGCCAGGUGUGACCUUUGAGAAGUCUGAAUGGAUCGACUUGAAUGGCGAAGGCUCUCCAGGAAUUUUAACCACUUUGGAUGGCGGUACCCUGUAUUUCCAGCGCAAUCAGAGCGCUCUACGAAAUAAAAUGGGACCAUGGUUCACAGACACCCAAGUUCUCUGUUCACAGCCUGUGUCAGGGUUGCCAGAAAAGCAUCAUCUGCAAGAUCUAGAUGGCAAUGGCUACCCAGACCUUGUGUGUUUUGACACGUUCGGUCGACCUUAUGGCUACUUUGAACGUAACGAAACUGGCGGGUGGUCAGACUUCUCUACCCUAUCUUCUAUCUCGUCUACAUUAGUGUCGUCUGACGGUACGAUAUAUAUAGAUCUAACUGGAAACGGUCUCGCAGAUGCCCUGGACCCGCGAUCACUUGAUUCCCUUGUGUGGCAACAAUCACUGGGCAAGCUUGGUUUCGGCGCCCAUCAGGUUUCACAAGUACCAAGCACCGGAACUUUUAGACUUCAAGGUGACGAUAGGCUGUCUGUCAAAUCAACUGAUAUGACUGGGGAUGGCUUGUCGGAUAUCGUUGCGAUUUCCAAUGGACGAGUGUCAUAUUGGUCCAACAUUGGUUAUGGUAAAUUCAGUAACGAGGUCAUAAUGUCUAAUGGACCCGUCUUUGAUAACGACGAUUCUUUCUCUCCUAAGAGAAUCCACUUGAUCGAUGUGGAUGGCUCAGGUACAGCAGAUCUCCUGUACAUACUCCCAAAUGGAGGUGCAAAUCUAUACUAUAAUCUAUGCGGCAACUCCUGGAGUGACGCAGAAUACAUUGCUGCUUUCCCUCUAGUAGACAAUUUGGCAUCUGUUCAAGUCGUGGAUCUUCUCGGUUCUGGUACAUCGUGUCUUUGCUGGACAGGACCGUCUCAUGAUGCAGCUGAUGCAAUGUGUUUGCGAUACUUGGACCUAAUGAAUUCAGCGAAACCACAUCUUCUGAUAUCCUAUACGAAUGGGAUGGGAUUACAGGUGGAUAUUCAGUAUGAGCCUUCUACCCAUUUCUACCUCGCCGACGAGUCCGAGCUGCAUCCUUGGGAAACGAGGCUUCCAUUUCCGGUUCAUUGUGUCAGCCAGAUCACAACUACGGAUCAGAUCUCCAGCAUAUCCAAAGCUGUGAAAUACAGAUAUCACGAUGGCUUUUUCGAUCCACAAGACAGAGAGUUCCGCGGCUUUGGCAUGGUCGAGCAAUACGAAGAGGAACGUUUCCCUACGAAGGACCUUUUCUUCACCACUUCGUCGUCAUUGACAAAGACUUGGUACAGUACCGGCUCAGAUCGACCUACUAGUAGGCCGUACUUCUCAUCUUCGGCCAUCUUUCAUCGCUUGCAUCAGCUGGAUUAUCAAGUCGAUAUUCACGAAGCUAAGCGGUCUUUGCGUGGAAAAAUUUUGCGAUCAGAAACAUAUGAUUCUACCCCUGAAGGUAUUCCGUAUGUCGUGACUGAACAUGCGUACAAUACUAUUAGCGUCCAGCUCAAAACAGAUCAAACCAUCAAUGGUGUUAUCAGGGUCUUGCCAAGCGAGAUAUUGACAACAACCCUCGAGAUGCAGACAAGUGAUCCACAUAUUGUUCACACCAUGGUUUUAAGUACCAAUGAAUUCGGUGACCCACAAAAAUCGGCGACGAUCACAUAUCAGAGCAGAUCUAACAGUCCAUAUAAUACUGGGGCUGGGAGAGGAGUCCUGGACUUGUCAACUGUUAUCAAGGUCGAGGAAAUUGCAUACACGAAUUCGAUCAGCGAUGCCUUCAAUUUCCGUAAACCAUUGCCGUGUCACACAGAGCUGUACCGCAUAAAUAGCACAGAGCUAUCGACAAUUGUCGAUCUUAACGGACUGGAACAAUUUUUAGGAAGCCGGGAGACAAAUAACCUUCGAAAUGAGACGUUACAUGAAACUCGCGUCUAUUACAGAAGCUCUGAUUUGACUAAAGUGUUACCGCUGGGGAAGCUUGAGACCUUCUCUAUUGCGCACCAGACUUUCGUUCUUGGCUUUACUGCUGAGAUGCUUGAAGAUAUGAUGCUGCAAACAGGCGAAUUUAGAAACCAGGCGGACCUGUCACAAAUAGUCAAACAAGGCGGGUACGUUGACCUGGACACGAAUGGAUGUCUUUGGGCGCAAUCCGGGACCCAGUUCUUCUCAUCGCUAAAAGAAAGUACUGAGCUUGCAGCUGCGCGUUCAGCUUUUUUCGUUCCAAACUUUAGCACUGAUCCUUUCGGCAAUCAGUCCACUGUCGAGUUUGAUGAAUACUUCUUGCUGAAAAGAAGCGUGACAAAUGCGCUUGGCAAUAAGGUGUCUUGGCAGAACGACUACGAGAAAUUGCAAUCGGUCGUCAUCGUCGAUGAGAACUCCAACAUACACGAGUGUCUUUUGGAUCCCUUAGGGCACGUUGUCGGCACCGCCGUUGUAGGCAAACCUGAUAAAAGCACGGGUAUGACUGUACAAGAACUAGAUCCAACACCCCACCAGGAUCUCAUCGACAGUUUUUUCGACCAGCCCACAGAGGCUUUGAGUAAGCAGCUCCUGGGCUCAGCAGACGAGCGAGUCAUAUACGACCUCAAGCGUCGCCAUCGUUAUGGUACGGCACAAGAUAAAUUCUACACUGCAGCGAUAGCCUCAAUUGUGCGUGACGGUUCAGGGGUUGCUGGUGAGUAUGAUGUAAGUUUGUCGAUUACGUACCUCGACGGCCAAUCUCGUCCGUAUCAGAAGUUCGACUACCAUGGCCAAAAAGAUUCUGAGUGGCGUUGUGAGAGCUGUGUUCUGAAAAACAGCCAUGAUGAAGUUGUUCAGACCUACCAAGCGUUUUACACCCACAGUCAUUUGCCAAGACCGCCGUCAAAUCUGGAUGUGCCUGUUCAAACAUCAAUCCACGACGCCAUGCAACGAGAAGUCGUUACACUGUUUCCAAAUGCAACCUGGAGCAAGACUGUAUAUUCUCCAUGGAGCGUAAUCCAUUAUGACGUAAGCGACACCAUCCACAUCUCCGACCCUUCUCGGGACCCAGAUAUUGGAAGAUUUGUGGCUGGACUUUUGAGCAAUUUGCAGUGGAUAUCUUGGCUGGAGACUCGAAAGAAAGGUGACGACUUGCAGCGCCUGGCAGCCGAGAAAUCCGAACAAUACCCAGUCGCCCCUGUUGUCACUCGUAUUACCACUGAAGGUGAUGUCUGGAGGGAGACAGAGGGCGCAGAUUUACUCCUUCGAAACGUUGAAUAUGUGCACGACGGCAAUCACAACAUAAUCGCGGAGUACGAUACGCAGGGGCGUGCUGUCAUCUCCCGGCGAUUCAAUUUGCUCAACCAAUGUAUAUACCAAGGCACUAUGGACGGCGGAGACCACUUUAAUUUCGCAGACUGUCAAGGGAAGCCUCUGCUAUCAUGGGAUCGACGUGGCACCAUUGAAUUGUUCCUUUAUGAUGAACUUCGAAGAGAAAAGGAGACGUGGGUCACUACCAAGCUCCACACUAAACAACUGAUUGCGUCACUCAUCUACGGGGAGGAACAUCCAACUGCCAAAGAUUACAAUCUCCAUGGCCAGAUUUGGAAGCAAAUGGACCAAUCCGGCAUCGCGAUCUUCUCAAAUUAUGACAAUCGAGGGAACUGCACUGCUCAGAGCAUGCAGCUUUGCAAGGAAUAUAAGACAGUAAUUUCAUGGCAGAGUCGAGUUGAGAUGGAAAAGACUGUCUACGACCGGCAUGACUUUUACGAUCAUAACGGACAGGUUCUAAAAAGUCACGAUGUCAACAAGAACCAGACCAAGAAAUCUUAUGACCGGCUGGGUCGUCUCACGCAAGUCAGCAUGUCAUCUCCGGCUGCUUCAGGCGCGUCAGAUUGGAAGCCCAUCAUCUCUCAAACCACAUUCGCGGCUGACAAUCUCGUGCUGGCUAUUACUUACGGAAAUGAAAUUCAAGCAGCUUAUGCUUAUAACGCUCUCACCAGACAGUUGGAAAACGAAAAGGUUCGUGACAAGAACGGCAAGGUGUUAGAGGAUGUUACCACUGCUUACGACUGUUUGGGUCGCAAAAUCCGCAAGGUCAAUGAUGCACAGCAAGACGUCUUUUUCCGCAAUCAACAAAUCAAACCUGUGUCUUCAUAUACUUACGACGUUCUUGGUCAGCUGAUUGCGGCCACGGGCCGAGAACAAAUUGACAGCAGCGACGGAAACGGAUCAAUGGCGAGACCCUACAGUUCAGCUGGGAGUCUUGCCAGCCAAGGACAAAGAAGUGAACAGCAACUGUGCGAGUUCCUUGAGCUUUAUAAAUAUGACAGGGCCGGCAAUAUGACCUCCAUGAGUCACCAGCCUACGUCCGAUAGGAAGGUCGGUGGUUGGACUCGGCGAUACUUCUAUGAAGAACCCAGCUUCCUGGACCCAAAUGUCUCGAGUAAUCGCUUGAGUCGUACCGUGGUAUCAGGAACUGAAGAAAGAUACGGUUACGACAGCGAUGCAGGCCAACUUGGACUUAUCACCUCAAUGCCCGGGUUUUCUUCUUUGCAAUGGGGUUACAACCAGAUGUUGUCAUCAAGCUCGAAGCAGACAGUGAACAACGGCGUUCCUGAGACAACCUACUUUGUUUACAACCGUCAAGGACAAAGAGUUCGAAAAGUUACCGAACGAUCCUCAAUUCGAGACUCAUUCGGAAGCAAGAUGGCUGAUACAAUCCAAAUCGGAGAGGCCAAGAUUGAAAUGACCUUCACUGGUAAUGGGACGCUUCAAAGGACCAGCAAAGUCUCAUCUAUCCUCGGAGCAUCUCGCAUAGCCUCUGUUGAAAGUAAAGACGAUUUUAUUCGAGACAUUCUUUUCAGGUACGAAGCAAGUCCCAGUUUGGAGCUCGAUGCACAAGGUCGGGUUGUCAACUACGAAGAAUAUUCGCCGUACGGCGCCUGCACGUUCAAGGCUUCUGCUGGACAGAUUGGUGCUUCACGAGAAUACCGCUUUCGUCAAUACCUUCGAGACUCAGAGACUGGUCUUGAUCUCUGUGGUGCACGAUAUUAUGCUUCAUGGCUUGGGAGAUGGCUGUCGCCAGAUCCUGCUGGGACCGUGGAUGGACCAAACCUAUACGGAUACUGCACCAACGAUCCAAUAAACUUCAUCGACUCGGAAGGUACUGUCAAGAGCUUGGAAGUGAAAGGCAAAGUAAUGAUGACGGAUGGAGUAGCUAAAACCAUCACGAAAGGGGCGUAUAGGGCACUAUUCAAAGAAAAAUUCAAAGAACGUAACACUCAACGAUCAAAAGAAGGUAAAGGCGCCUAUGACCCAAGAGUUGCAAACAAUUUGUACAACACUGCCCGGCAAGCCAAAGAUGAACGACGUAGAGUAAUGGUCGAACGCAAAGAGCAACAGAAGACCCAAUCGGGUGGCGAGCGGUACGAUCGCGCACACUUUUUGGCCAGUCAGCACAAGGAUAAUUUCAAGGAGUUCGGAAUAAAUGCCCAUGACUACGUUGUCCGACUCCACUCCACAUUGAACCAAUUCUUCAUGAGACAGACCUUUGAUAGGUCCUGGACUAAAUUCUGGGAGAACAAUCAUGCGAGGCUCCAGAAAAUGGUCGAGGACAACAUGAACGGGAACGGUUUGGAGAGGGCCCAAGACGAAAUCUUCAAUCAUACCCGGACCUUGAUGUACGACACAGGACUGAUCACCCCUGAGGAAUUUGAUCAGCACCGUAUCAGUUACGAGGAUCGACAUUACGAAUGGCCCAAAAUGACUUCGGAAAAUCCAGAAAACGCUUACUUUGUCACCCCUGAAGUGAAGACCAAAAGCCUUGCAGCGUACGAGGUAUUCAAGAACCACAAUAAUUAUGAUUGGUUUAAUCCCUAG